Messenger RNA from Scophthalmus maximus (turbot), 3129 nucleotides. It is a transcript of the gene tnip2, whose product is annotated as TNFAIP3 interacting protein 2. Bases 911 to 2308 code for a protein of 465 amino acids. The record is from RefSeq and is a predicted model, not a curated record. NCBI's taxonomy places the organism in Eukaryota, Metazoa, Chordata, Actinopteri, Pleuronectiformes, Scophthalmidae. The transcript is spliced from 6 exons. Gene Ontology annotation, biological process: regulation of transcription by RNA polymerase II; cellular response to lipopolysaccharide. Gene Ontology annotation, molecular function: K63-linked polyubiquitin modification-dependent protein binding.
AGCAGAGAGGGAGAAGAGAAAGAAGAAGAUCAACACACCAAGGUUUUAAAUGGGGAAUUUGCUGUGACAGGCGUAAUGUCCUGGUGUGACGUUCAGGGGGCGUGCGUGGAGGUGGAAACCCUGUAAACUACCGCUGGGGGGGAAAAAAGUCAUUCUUUUAAAUAUGCAUUGUCUGUAAAAAAGAAAAGAGGACAUAUUGGCUAAUAGUUUAGGGGACUUCAACUUUAGCCCCUCAUUUCCGGUAGAGAUCACGACGUCAACUUUUGGCGGAAUUGUACGUUGUUUUUUUUGUCCUUGUUUCUUUGUCAGGCUCAGACUCAUUCAUGAAAGUAAAACUAAAACGACACUUGUAGGGAGAUUGAAAAAAAAACCAAAUCUAUGUCUUAUCAAAUAACGAGUCUGGGUAGAGUUGGAGUUGUACGAGCGGCUCUGAACGCGUCGCACGUCAUUUCUCGUCCAGCCGUUAAGCGGGAGCCUGAACGCGUCUCGCGCGGUCCGACCCUGACGUUUCACAAAUGUCUCGAACGUGUUUCUGUGUUUUUCCUCGAUGCGUCUGUGCCAACACACACACACACACUCACACACACACAAAGGGGCCCAUAAAACCCCUCCUGCGCCGCCGCGCCGGUGACGGUCGACGAUGAGUGGCUCGGCGGCAGCCAGGCCCUCCUCGGUUUGACGAAGCUCGAAAAAGUACGCGGGGAAGUUCCCUAGGAAAUCCCCCUCGGACUGCGCGGGGAUAUUAUUGUCGACGCGGAUGUGCCAAACCACCGACACCAGUCGACGACACACACACACACACACGCACGCACACACACAAGGCGCGCGCGGCGGACGAGCGAAGACGCGUCGGAUGUUGGAUUACUGAGCGCUGCUGUCUCUUUCUGUUCGAAUCCGAAGUUGCUCGCCGAUGGACGCCGCGGACCGGAGCGCGGAGGACGGCGACGCGCCGAUGGAGCGAGCGCGCGGCGCCAGCACGCUGAACACGCUGUACCACGAGACGCGCCAGGAGACGGAGCUGCUCCACCGGCAGGUCCGCGUCAAGGACAACAUCAUCGCCGACCUGAAGGCGAGGCUGGGCCGCUACGAGCGCGUCUACGUGUCGGCGGGCGACGGCGUCGGCUCCGUGGCGCUCGGGCCGUCCAGGUCCCUGCUGGAGAGCCUGUGCGCGGAGAUGUGCAAACUGAAGCAGCGCAGGAGCGACGCGCAGCUGCGGGCGUCGCGGCUGGAAGAGGAGAUCCAGAGGCUGAGCGUGCAGCUCCGAGAGAAGGAGCUGGAGCUGGAGAGCGUGCGGUGUCAGCCCGAGCACGAGAAGGAGCGCGAGAUCCAGAGGCUGCGGUCGGCCCUGGAGGAGAGGGAGCGGGCCGAGGCCACCCGGGCCGUCCUGUGCACGUCCCUGGUGGAAGAGGCCGACCAGCUGCGCGGCCAGCUCGGCACCACCGUGAAGGUGUGCCAGGAGCUGCUGGCGAGGCUGGAGAAGGAGAAGGAGGGGGGAGGAGGAGACGUGGUGGUGGAGGUGGCGGCCCAGCAGCAAAAGGCUAAGACGGCAGAAUCCUCCGACGUGAGUGGUGUUAACGCUCAAGUCCUUCAACUUCAGGAGGAGAAUAAACAGCUAAAGCAGCGAGUGGCAUACGUACAAGGUUUGAAUUCCCAGUGGCAGAAGUACGACUCCAGCAGGGAGGACUACAUCCGAGGUCUGUGUCAGAGGCUGAAGGAGAGCACUGGGCAGGGCUUGCUGCCCGGGCUGGGUUCUGUCACCACCGGGUUGCUUCAUCAGGAGAUUUCCAGGCUCAACGGCUUACUGGAAGGGAAGAUGAGCGAGUGUGCGAGGCUGGGCAUAGAAGUGGAGGAGAUAAGGAGGCACGACCAGGAGCGCAUCCAAACGCUGGAGCAGCAGGUCCUCAUCUACACAGAGGACUUUAAGUCGGAGCGUACUGACAGAGAGCGAGCACAGGGCCACAUCCAAGACCUCAAGGAGCAAGUGUACCAGUUGAAACAGCAGCUACACAAACAGGGAGCAACCAGAGAGACCAGAGACGUGGUUCCCAUGUGUCGCGUUCACAUAGGCCACAGGAUCUCCUCCAGGCGACACAAGGACAAUACAGAGCAUCUAUUGAGGACCACCGCUGAGACGCAGCAGCAGCCCGUGGCGGCGGCGGCGGAGGCUGCAGCAACAACGCCGAGCCCGGCCUGGAGCGACAUUUUGCUCGGCCUGUCAGAGCUGCAGUGUCCACGUUGCCAGGCCAAGUUCAGCGACACGGACACGGCAGAGUACCUGAAACACUGGGAGGAAUGUGCCAAACUGUGAACGAACACUCAUUUGAAAAAAAGAAAACAGUUUAUCUUUUCCUGACAGUAAAUGAACACUGACGAACGGCACUACACGGCAGAAAAUAACCUGAGUGGAGUUUCCAUUUUUGGAGAGGCGCGACUACAAAUGAAUCAACUGACUUUAAAGAUGUUUGUACAUAGGGAAGCAAAACUGUACAACCCCCAGUUCCCCUGUUACGAGAGAAAUGAAUUCAUCAAGCCUUUAGUUUAAAAAAAAAAAAGUGUCAGGUUCCUGAGCCCUGUGGCAAUACAGGGGAUUAUCGUGGAGAGGGGGAGAGGAUGUCGAUGCAAUAUGUCAAAUAUCAUAUACCUCAAUAUGUCAAAUUACAAACCUGUUGCACUUUCUUGAGAUUUAGCCAAAAACUAAUUGUAGGAUUGUACGCUGAUUUUUUUGCAUAAGAUUCAUGCAUAAGCUUCUUAUUUUGGAACUAGUGAUCUAGUUGACAAUGUCGGUGCUCUUGAUAGUUUAUUUUUGAUUGAACUUAACAUAUUUCUGUUCUGUAAAUUAUAUAUUGAACAAAUUUAUAACUUAAUAUUUAUUCUUUCUGCAUAUACAGGAAAAGGCGGAUCAUUUUAGUGCAAUGCCUUUCAUUUUUUUCUUCCAACAAAGCCGAGAUUUUUUUUUCCCCUGGUAAACAUGUGGGAUCACAUAACAAAUACAUAACAUUGCGAAAUGUUUUGAGAUCCACUUUUUCAAAACUAUCAAUGUAGAGAUUGCAUCCCAACUGACAAUGUGAUUUUUUUUUUCCUUGGGGGGGGGGGGCACAUUAUUUUUGUAAUAAAAAAACGUUUACCCAC